Messenger RNA from Onthophagus taurus, 9210 nucleotides. RefSeq lists its product as uncharacterized. Gene Ontology annotation, cellular component: nucleus. The record is from RefSeq and is a predicted model, not a curated record. Gene Ontology annotation, molecular function: ATP binding; ATP hydrolysis activity. NCBI's taxonomy places the organism in Eukaryota, Metazoa, Arthropoda, Insecta, Coleoptera, Scarabaeidae.
AACAAAUCCUGGGGUAAUUAACCCAUUAAAAUUAACGAUCAAUAAGACACGCAUGCUUUGAUGAGAAUUUCUUUAAUUUUCUGGCCAAAUUCAAAUUUGCAUUUAAAAUUGUGUGAAUAAGUGAUAAAUGAUAAAAGUGGAAAAAGAUAAGGACAAUACGCUUUUGUGUAAUGUAACGUUUGAACGGGAGUAUGAGUAGGUCCCCUUAUAGAUAUGUAUGUUAUUCUAUCUAGUUGUGUUAAAUUUUCUUGCGGCGAGGACCGAACGCGAUGUCAGCGCCUCUACUGUCGAAAAUGAUUGGUAAACGAAUAUAAUUCCCUCAUUGACCGAACACAAUGCCGUACUUCGUGAGUCCCAAAUAAUCAACACAACAUCAAUCCCUUCAAGUCAAAAAAAACUUCACCGUGUGUGUUUACGCGUGCUUUAAUCAUUUCCGUCUAAUACACAUUUCAAGAAAGAAUAUCCGCGAGUGAAAUUUCGUUUGUGUUCGGUUUAGUUUGACAACACAAAGUGGCGUUUCUAGAAGAUCAACUUCGUUUGUGUUUUGUUUCCGUACGUUUCGCAACUGUUCUAACCUAACAAAUUCCGAUGGUUUUAAAACUUUUAGGUACUUCGUUUUGAAAAAAAUUCACCCAAACCGAUUCUAAUGUAAAUAAACUGUAUGUAAUCAUUCUCGGUAUUGUUUACAUAGCCGGUUCGGGUAGCGGCAAAUUUAAAAAUAAUGUAACUUUAACGUGAAUAAACGUUGUGCCGUCUCGACUUUUUUUGUUGUCUCUUGGAGAAUGGAUCCUGUGUUUCAACGGCUCGGAGAUGUUACAAUUCAACGUUUGGAUAAAACGAAAGACUCCAAGGUGGGACUCCAAAGUGGUGGUGAUCUUGUGGAUGACGAAAGUAAAGAUGAAAUCCAUUCGGAUAUAAACCUCGAGGACAGUCAAGGAAUAAAAAGAAACUUUGAUAACCUAGCAGGCCCUUCCAACAAACGUACCAAAUUUGAAUUUAAGAAAACCGGAGAUGAAUCUAGUAAUCUUAGCUACAGCGAUCCAGAACUUAGUGAUUACGAUUCCGAGAGCGAAAUUGAAUCAGAUGAGGAUAUUGGAAUUAAAUCUCAUAUUAGAGAACCUGCCGAGAUUAGUUCAGAAUUGGAAACAAGCACUGAUUUCUUAGAUAAGUUGGUCGACGAACCCUAUCCCAAUGAGGAAAGUGAAGAGAUUAAAAAUCCAAGCGAAAUUAAAUGUGAAGUUGAUGACUACGAGUAUGAUAUUAAGGAGAAAUUAAAAGAAAUGGGGGAGAUUAGUUUUGAAACUGUUAAAAAAGGCGAUAAACCUAAGAAAAGUGAGGAAACAUCUGUUAAUGAAGUUAGUGUUACACCUGCUAAAAAAAGUGUUACAGAAGAUGAUUUAAACGACCGUAAUAAACUCGCUGGAAACUUACGAAGAAACAUUCGCGAAGUAAUGGAUGAAACUAAACUCGACGAAUCCACUUUGGCCGCGCAACGACAAGAAAUGGAACGUUUACGACGCGUCCAAGAACAACAACGGAUCCUGCGUGAUUAUCAGAGACAAAUUCAACAAGAACGCGUCAUAUCGUUGUUGCAGGGAAACGUCCCGAAAGCAGGAACUUCCGGAGCUCGCAUCGGAAGUACGGUGCUGGUUAAGUUGCCCAAUGGCCAAACGAUGACGAAAGUAAUCAAGAAACCGUUUGAGUUGGUUAAAGUACCGAAAAGCGCCGUUCCACCACAUAAAAGUCCGAAAAAUUUGAUAGCAAUUAAGAAACCAUCCGGAAAUUUAACGCCAUCAGUUAGUAUAGCGCCCGUUAUGAAACGUCCACCGCAACUUGAACAAAGGUUUAGUGAUAGUGACAGUGAUAGUGAAGAUGCGAUGAGUACAAGGGUAUCUUUACAAAAACCAAAACCAAAAGAUCCUGUAACGACAAUCGAUAUUUCAUCAGACGACGAUUGUAUAGUUGUUUCUGAAUCAGAAAAUGACCCAAAUGAUGACACAGAUGAAGAUCCUAGUAAUUCUGGUUUGCAUACAAACGACGAAUUUAAUCAACCAGACGAGCAAGGUCGUGUUGUUGUGAAUGUUGGUCACGCUGAAGAUGAACAAGACGUGUAUGUAGCGCCACAAAUCGCUAGAAUUAUAAAACCUCAUCAAAUCGGCGGAGUACGAUUUUUGUUCGAUAAUGUUAUUGAAAGUGUAAAUAGAUUUGAAAGUUCAACGGGAUUCGGGUGUAUUUUAGCGCAUUCGAUGGGAUUAGGGAAAACGUUACAGAUUGUGUGUUUUUCCGAUAUAUUUCUUCGACACACACAAUCGAGAACAAUUUUAUGUAUAAUGCCGAUUAACACGUUACAAAAUUGGAUGGCGGAAUAUAAUAUGUGGUUACCAACUGAGGAAGCUGUUCCAAACAGUCCGUUAAAUGCUCACGGAGAAGUUCGGCCUAGAAAUUUUAAUUUGCACGUUUUAAAUGACAGUCAUAAAACUUUGGCAGCACGCGCUAAAGUUAUUCAUGAAUGGAAGGCCGGCGGGGGUGUUUUAUUAAUUGGUUAUGAACAAUACCGAUUGUUGUCGUUAAGAAAACAUCCAAAAAGUCGAAAGAAAGUUCCAGUUAUUGAACCCGUAGACGAUGAUAAAAGUAAAUUAUUAUUUGAUGAGGUUCAUGAAGCUUUAGUAAAACCAGGACCUGAUUUGGUGAUUUGCGACGAAGGUCAUCGAAUAAAAAAUUCGCAUGCUUCCAUCUCUCAAGCUUUAAAACAAAUGCGUACAAAAAGAAGAGUGGUUCUAACUGGUUAUCCACUACAAAAUAAUUUAAUGGAAUAUUGGUGUAUGGUUGAUUUUGUUCGACCAAACUAUUUAGGUACAAAGACGGAAUUUUGUAAUAUGUUUGAGAGACCCAUUCAAAAUGGACAAUGUAUAGAUUCUACAGAGGCUGAUAUAAAAUUAAUGCGAUAUCGGGCGCAUGUGUUGCAUUCGUUACUUCUUGGUUUUGUACAAAGGCGAUCUCACACCGUUUUACAAACCGCUUUACCACAAAAAGAAGAGUAUGUUUUGUUGGUUAGAAUGACACCAUUCCAAAGAACUUUGUACGAAACGUUUAUGAACGAAGUUGUGCGAACGCAAACCGUUCCAAAUCCAUUAAAAGCAUUCGCGGUUUGUUGUAAAAUUUGGAACCAUCCAGAUGUGUUGUAUUACUUUUUAAAAAAACAAGCUGGAGGAGAAACGGUGGAUAUUGACUUAGAGGAAGUAGCUUCGACCACAACAAAUGAGACAACAGCAAAACCGAAAAAGGGAUCAAAAAAAAGUACAGGAAAAGGGAAAAAUGCAAAACCAGCCGCGUCGGUUACGCCUUAUAAUUCUUCUGAUAUUGGAGGCAAAAAUAAAAAAUCGUCUGGAAAAAACCAAAACAAUAACAACAAUAUUAACAACAAUAUUUCGCAAACCCAACCCACGCCACAAACUCCAACCGAACAAAAUAACUACCAAAAUUAUCCAGUGAAAAUGGAAUUUGAGUACUCAAACAGCUCUGGGUACGGUUCAAAUCAAAGUUUCUCUUCAGGUUAUCAAUCGCAAAGUCAAAACAUGGGUGAAAGUCCGAGUUAUCCAUAUUCUAAUCAAAGUACACCAUCUUCACAAUAUCCAGCGAGUGGUACACCUCAAAGCGACUCGAAUAUAUAUCCUUAUCAACCAAACACUGGUAAUCAAAAUUAUUCUACUGAACCGUUUGCUGGGGGUCCAAACCAUAACUUUGAUCAAAAACCGAAUUUUAAUAAGGGAAAUGAUUACCCUCCAAACUUUAAUCAACAACCAACAACACCUCAAUAUAAUCAAAAUUCCCAAAAUUACAAUCAACCACCAAAGAAUUCUUUUCCUGAACAUCAAGAGAAUUACCCAGCGAACCAACAAGGAAAUUUUACUCCAACUCAAAGUUCUUAUCCACCAAAUGAACAAGAGGGAUUUAGAAACCCCGAAAAUGAGUUUAAUCACCAACAAAAUACUGGGGGAUUUCAAAAUCAACAUGCUACUUUUUAUGAUAAUCAAAACCCCCAAGAAUAUCCUACUCUAUACGAACCAUGUAGAUAUCCAGUUGGAAGAAAACCUUCGCAGCCUGGUCCACCAAAUAACGAGUCACAACAGCCCUUACAACCACAUUCUGGAUAUGCAACAUCCAAUAAUAAUAACUUACCACCGCAAAAUCACAAUUUACCACCGCAAAAUCAUAAUUUACCACCACAAAAUCAUAAUUUACCACCACAAAAUCAUAAUUUACCACCGCAAAAUCAUAAUUUACCACCACAAAAUCAUAAUUUACCUCCGCCAAAUCAUAAUUUACCGUCGCAAAAUCUCAAUGUUCCUUCUAAUGGUCAUAAUAUUAAUCCUCAAGGUCAUAAUGUUCCAUCACAAACUCAUAAUAUUCCCCCUCAAAGUCAUGGUACUCCACCACAUGGACAUCACCAACAUAAUUCUUCUUAUGAGGGACUUAAUCCGCAUUCACAAAAUAUGAAUCAUCCACAUGGUGGGCAUUCUCAAGGAGGAAAUCAUUCUCAAAGUACUGGACAUCCUCAAGGAGGGAAUCAUUCUCAAAAUAUUGCGCAUCCCCAAAGUGGGACACAUCCACAAAAUGCAGUGCAUUCUCAAGCUGGUGUACACCCACAUACUUUACAAAGUGGACAUCCUCAAAAUUCAGGACAUUCUCAACCUAACUCUCAUCCUCCUCCACCGUUACCACAUCCUCAACCACACAAUCCUUCAACUCCAUAUCCUCAACAUCAUUCAGAUAAUCCUGAUCAUCAUCAAACUGGAACAAAUCCUGGGUACCCACCUCAACAUAAUCAACAUAAUCAACCAACCACCCCGUAUCAUCCUUCAAGUGUUGAUGGAUACCCUCAAGGUGUUGGACAAAAUCCUGCCCCUGGAGUGCAUCCUCUAAAUGUAGGACAUCAGCAAGCAAUCCAAAAUGUUCAGAACGUUCCAAAUUCUCAACAUUUCGGAAAUUACCCGCCUCCUCAAAGUAAUCAACCACAAAGUCACCAACAUCAUGGACAUCAAACACCUCAAAAUGCAAGGGAGCCACCUCAAAAUAUUAGAGAUCAGACUCAAAAUGUUGGUGGGCACCCCCAAAAUCAACCUCAAAGUGUACCAGAAGUUACUACAAACCCUGGAUAUGGAAUGCCUCCGAAUAAUGGACACCAAAUUCAAGCUCCGUCUGGACAUAAUAAUGUAUCUGGUUAUCCUCAAAACGCGAAUUAUCAAGUGCAGAGCUCUGCGCCUCCUCAAAAUGUAAAUCAUCCAACUCAAAUUGUACCACCUCAAAAUUUAAAUCAGCCGCCUCCAAAUAUUCCUCCAAAUUCAAAUGCACCCCAAACUAUUCAAAACUAUCCUCCUCAACCAGCACAAACAUAUCCGCCAAAUGUACCACCCCAUUAUAAUUCUACUAGACCGAAUCAAGAGAAUCCAACUUAUCCAUUGCCCCAAGAUCAACAAUCACCUUAUCCAAAUAGAGAAGCACCACAAAAUCAACCCUAUCAACAAAAUAACACUCCUGGUUAUCAACAUCCACCUCCAAAUACUUAUCAAAGUGGUAGUGGUCAAGGAGAAUAUACAACUAACCAAUAUAAUGAAAAUCAAUAUCACGGAAAUUCGACGCAAAAUUAUACAAGUGAGAGCCCACCAAAAGGUUUUCAACCAAAUUCUACGAAUUCUUACCAAAACCCACAACAAAAUCCCGAGUAUUCAUCACAACCUUACCAAAAUCAACAACCGCCAUAUCAAAAUUAUCAACAGAAUCAGUAUCCUAACUAUCCAAAUGGAGGUAACAAUAAUUCUGGUGGUAAAGAUAAUACAUUUCCUCAAAAUUAUAAACAAGAAGUUCCUCAAUCGCCAUAUAAACAAGAAGUAGGUCAGCCCCCAUCAAAUUAUCCCAAUCAAAACCAACAAUUUCAACCACCUGGUAACUUUGAUAACUAUCAAAAUCAACAACAACCUUAUUGGAAUCAAGAAUAUAAACCGAACGAAAAUUAUAACAAACCAAAUGAAAGUUAUAACUUUAAGCCGCCGUUUAAUCAAAAUUAUCCAAAUCAACAAUGGAAAAAGGAAGAAAAGUCGCCGUCUUCAAACAUUUGUCCGAGUCCUGUUAAAAGUGAACCCGGUGAUAUUAAACCAAAAAUAAACAUAAUAAGUGAUAUAAAAUUAAGCGGAAAUUCGGCGUACGACAUGAAUAAAAAGAUUAAUAUUUUAAGCGAUAUUAAAUUGGAGCCGAAAACGGAAAACGAUGAAAUCAAAGAGGAAGUUAAAUCGGAAAAGGGGAUCGACAUCAAACAAGAACCCAGUGACGAUGAUAUUAAAAUUGUCGAAGCUACACCUGCAAUUAAAACGGCGACUAAAGAAGAUACUGGUAUUCCAUACGAUUGGGCUAUCGAAUUGUUAAAAGAUUAUGUUCCUGGUAUUAUUGAAAAUUCCGCUAAAUUAGAAAUACUUUUUUGUAUUAUCAAAGAAAGUAUUGCACUCGGUGAUCGAUUAUUGGUUUUUAGUCAAUCUUUAAUUACUUUAGACUUGAUUGAACAGUUUUUACAGAUGAAUGUUGUUCCAGGAGAUACAUUAAAUUGGGCCAAAAAUGUUAAUUAUUAUCGUUUGGAUGGUUCAACAAGUGCAUUGGAACGAGAAAAACUAAUCAAUGAAUUCAAUUCGAAUCCAAAAAUUUAUCUAUUUUUAGUAUCAACCAGAGCUGGUUCUUUAGGUAUAAAUUUAAUUGGUGCUAAUCGCGUCGUUGUCUUGGACGCAUCUUGGAAUCCUUGCCAUGAUACGCAAGCGGUUUGUAGAGUCUAUCGUUAUGGACAAAGGAAACCGUGUUUUGUGUAUCGUCUGGUGGUCGAUAAUUGUCUUGAAAAGAAAAUUUACGACCGCCAGAUCAACAAGCAAGGAAUGUCCGAUCGCGUUGUUGACGAAUGCAAUCCAGACGCUCAUUUAACUAUUAAAGAUGUUAGCACACUUUGUUGGGACGAUAAAACAGAAGAAGGCGAAGAAAAGGAUUGGUCACAUUGUAAAGAUAAUUAUAUUGAUGUUGUUUUACAAAAAGUUCUCGUUCAACACGGGAAAAGAUUGAACAAAGAACCGUUUCAACAUGAAUCUUUAUUGGUUGAUCGUAAAGAUAAGCAACUUUCCCAACAAGAAAAAAGGUUGGCGAAAAAAGGAUAUGAAAGAGAAAAACAAGCGGCUAGACAACCCUCUUAUAACGUUGGCGGAGUCUCGCGAGGACAUCGACCGGUUGCUUCUGUUAGGCCAAUGCAACAAGGUGGAGAGCGUCCAACUAGAUGGAUUCCAGCUGAGCACUGGCAAAGGCAAGGGAUGACAGCACAAGAAAUGACAUUACCUUUAGACGUUGUUAUUCCAACAAAUCAACCCGACAAAGGAAACAUUGUUCUUAAAGCUGGACAAAAAGUUUUAGUUUUGAAAUCACCUAAAGGGGUUUAUAUGCAACUCGAAAGUGGAAAAAUUGUCGCCAUUAAAACAGCAAUUAAAGUUCGUGGAAAAGUUGAUGAAGACCAAGCGAAAGCAAAAGCGAUGAUAAAAAAUAACACCGCAAUCUCAGUAUUACCUCAAAAACGUAUCGUAAAGCCUUUCGCGCCCAACUUAACUAAAUUAAGUGUAAAAAGUAUAAAACAAAACGUCCCCAAUUUAGUUUCAAAAAUGCAAACGGUUACUAAACGCGUUCAAACGGCAAAAACUAAACCAUAUAACAUUGGUCAAGAAAUAACCAGGACUAGUACGCAGGCAAAAAGUGAAACGGAAUCGCAUCCAAGUAGUAGUGACGAAGAGCGAACUCUUCAUGGCAAUGAGAAAAGACACUUUAAUUUUUCUAAAGAUAAUAUACUUAACCUUGAUAAUAAGAAGAGCGCUCAUAACUCUAGGAAUAGUUCGUUAGAACGACGAGAAAUGAGUACUGAUGAAGAUACUAUUUCACCUAUUGUUACUACUGCUAUUAAACCGAAAAAUGUCAGAGGUAAAUCAAAAAGGGAGGCUAGUACUGCUUUGGAAAGAUUGGAUCAAUGUGCUAGUACUAUUAUGGCUAAAAAUAAACAAACGUUUCAGGAGUCUUUAGAUACGAUAACAAGUACAUACACGGAAGACGAUAAACAUCCAGAACCUUCACAUUCCGCAACGAACCAAUCGACACAAAGCAUAUCAUCAUCCUCUGAACCGGAAGUAAUCCCCGUAGACGAUGUUACAUACCCGGAAAAUGAACCGACAUCGACAUCAACUGGUGAAACAACCUCGAAAUCCGACAUUCCAACUCCUGAUUAUGGCUAUAAUUAUUACGGUUAUGCCCAUGGAGGUCAUGUCCCAUACCCUCCACCACCUCAAGGUUAUCCUGGAUAUCCACCCCAGCCAUAUGAAAUGAUGGGUUACCAACAACCGCAGUACAAUUACGCGAUGUACCCACCUCAAGGUUAUCCCCCACCUCCCCAGGGUUAUCCACAAGGUCCUUAUGAAUAUCAACCUCCCCCACCACAUCCUCAAGGACCACCUCCGCCGGUUUAUGCUGGUUAUCCGCCAUAUCCGCCACAACAGUAUCCUCCGCCACCACCACAAGGUAUGUAUGUGGGAGCUCCACCACCUGGAGGUCCGCCACCGCCUCCACCGGGUCCGGGGUAUGAAUAUGGGUAUGUUGCCCCUCAUGCAGGGUCUGCACCACCACCAGCAGCACCAUAUUAUACGGGGCAUUGAAAAGUUAAUUGAAAAUAAGUGGGGAGUUGAAUAGUGCAAUCCUUUAUGAAGAAACAAACACAAUAGACAAAGAUGAUUUUUUUAUUAGUUUGUGUUAUUGAUUAUUAUAUUAUUUUUUCAUCGUAAUGAAAAAUAUCUAUGUGUGAUCUUUUAAUUUGAAGAUGAUUAUAAGAAAAAUGAAAAAAAAUCCAAUUGCAUGCUAAAAAAUCGCUAUUAAAAAAAAAUAAGUAGCGUUUCAGUGUGUAUUAUCUUCUCACAGGCGAAAAAAAUAUUUAAUGACGACUUAGUAUUAGAAAGUCUCUCUUUCUCUCACUCUCUAUUCCUUUUUUCCCUUCUUUAUAAUUUUUAAACCCUUCAUACAGAAUAUAUUUGACGCUUGAUGAUGGUAGCGUAAAGUAUGUUGACAUGACUUUGGGUGUCUAAUUUUACGAUUUAUUUUAAUUUAAACAAAAAGGAAAAACGAUUAAGGUGUAAAAGAUUUUAAUGAACUUGU